Molecule: messenger RNA, 792 nt
Organism: Scomber japonicus (chub mackerel)
Lineage: Eukaryota; Metazoa; Chordata; Actinopteri; Scombriformes; Scombridae
Gene: fgf23
Product: fibroblast growth factor 23
Exons: 3
Coding region: 1-792 (263 amino acids)
Biological process (GO): positive regulation of protein phosphorylation; positive regulation of gene expression; fibroblast growth factor receptor signaling pathway
Cellular component (GO): cytoplasm
Molecular function (GO): growth factor activity; type 1 fibroblast growth factor receptor binding
Source: RefSeq, a predicted model, not a curated record
AUGGACGUCAACAGGAGACUGGGAAUGAGGGACACUGUGCUCGCGCUUUUACUCACUAUCCUCCAGGGAUUUCCUCUCGGGGAAACUGUCCCGAACCCAUCACCGCUGGUCGGAUCCAACUGGGGGAACCCGAGGAGAUACGUUCACCUGCAGACUUCCACAGAUCUCAACAACUUCUACUUGGAGAUUAGAUUAGAUGGCACUGUGCGUAAAACUACUGUCAGGAGUUCAUAUAGUGUGAUUUUACUGAAAGCUGAAACGAGGGAGCGCAUCGCCAUCCUCGGCGUCAAAAGUAGCCGAUACCUGUGUAUGGAUCUGGAGGGCAAUCCGUUCAGCUCUCCCGUCUGCCACAGGGACGAGUGUCUGUUCAACCACAAACUUCUGGAGAACAACCGGGACGUGUACUACUCCUGCAGAACCGGCAUCCUGUUCAACCUGGAGGGCUCCCGGCAGGUGUACUCAGCGGGCCAGAACCUGCCACAGACCUCCCUCUUCCUGCCCAAGAAGAACACGGUGCCACUGGAGCGCCUCCUGCUGCACAGGGAGAAGAGGAACCAGGUAGUGGACCCUACCGACCCGCACAGCUUCUUCAUGGGUCAGACUGAGGAGGGAUCGGACUCCCGCGCCGUGCCGGAGGACGACGCCGAUCUGGAGGUGGAGGUAGAGGUGGAGGCUGGGGACGAAGGGCGCAACGUGUCCAGGGAAACUCUGCUGGACCCGUCCACUCACGACCCCUGGAAUGUGCUCUCCUCCAACCCGGCUAGCCCCCGCAGCACCGGGACCAUAGGGUGA